Messenger RNA from Spirometra erinaceieuropaei, 1871 nucleotides. Lineage: Eukaryota; Metazoa; Platyhelminthes; Cestoda; Diphyllobothriidea; Diphyllobothriidae. The record is from the annotation of a GenBank genome assembly.
AUGCCACGUCCUAGACGCCUCGAUGUCGCAAAAAUCCGGCAAGCCAGCGCUGCCAAGGCCCUAAGCAGAGAAAUCCGGACCUGCUUUACGACCCGAGUCGACGGAGAAGUCAGUAACCAGUGGCCGUCACUGCAGACUUCAGUCUAUGGGGCAGCUGAGAAAAUCCUUGGAUACAUCCAACGACGCCGCAGUGACUGGAUCAGCGGAAGAACCCUGCAGUUGUCUGCUCAGACGGCUAGAGCCAGGUCCCGCAACGAUGAAUACUUCCGCCAACUUCGGGAGAUGACGGCAAAAUCGGCCAGGGAUGACCGGAAGCAAUAUUGGGCUGAAAUAGCGACCUCCAUGGAACAGACCUCGAACGUUGGUGACACUCCUCAGCGGAGUUUCCUCCCUCUCCUACCUAUGCAGUGCCAUGCGACCCCCCCCCCCUCUGAAGGAGACGUCGCCGAUGCCAUACGAAAGUUGCGCAACAAUAAGGCGCCCGGAAGGGACGGUAUACCCGCUGAAAUCUACAAGUCUUCUGUCGACAUGCUGGCGCCCUGGCUCCAUGAGGUGAUUGAACGAGCGUGGUUGUUCCUGGUGACUGGGGCUUAUGCAUCCUUGUACCUAUCCUCAAGGGAGAUAAGACGAGAUGCGAGAACUACCGCGGCAUAAGUCUCAUCGACGUUGCUGCGAAGAUCUUCGCUAUUGUUCUACUCAAGCGAUGCCAGGCUGUGCAUGACUCAAGAACGAGACCCAACCAAGCCGGAUUUCGUGCUGGACGUGGAUGCGCAAACCAGAUAUUUACACUGAGGCGUAUUCUCGAAUUUCGCCAUAGCUAUCAACAACCGACGGCCGUCUGCUUCAUUGACUUUGCCGCCGUGUUCGAUUCCGUUCACCGUGAGUCCCUGUGGCAGAUAAUGGCACUAGAUGGUGUACCGGCAAAAAUAAUCGCCAUGAUCAAGGUCUAUUAUCGCUCCACUACGCUAUUGACUGAAUCCUCGGGAGGGCCCUACGCGAGAGUGACGGCGUUAAAUUUGCACCCGGACAUCGACUGACUGAUCUCGACUAUGCCGAUGAUAUCGCUUUACUUGCUUCAAGUUUUGGUGAUCUGCAGUCUAUGGUGCCACGUGUGAACGAGGUCGCUAAAUCGGUCGGUUUAUCCAUAAACGCUGGGAAGGCCAAAGUGUUUUCAAGCUUCAUCCCUGACCAGGAGAAGGCACCCCUCGGUAAUGAUGGCUGACAACUUGAAGAAGUAGACAGUUUUAAAUACCUCAGGGCGAGGCUGCUGCCUAAUGGACAGAGUAAGGACGACAUUGUCUCCCGAGUCGAUUUUGCCCGCUGGGGUUUCUCAAGCCUUCGGAAAUGUCUAUGGAUCCGACGUGACCUCUGCAUCGCCACUAAGAUUCGCGUGUACCGUUCAUCUGCCCGGUCUGUCCUUCUUUACGGUUGUGAAUGCUGGGCUUUGCGCAUGGAGGACGAGCGAAAACUGGAGGUAUUUGACCACCACUGUUUAAGGACCAUCCUUCGAGUGAAGUUCAACGACUUCGGCUCAAAAUGAGACAGUCCGCGCUCGCUGCGACAACAUCGCAAGGAUAACCCAGGCCAUCCAAGAAAGACGACUGAGGUGGUUCGGGCAUGUUCUUCGUCGUCCACUUCAGGAGCUCAGUGUUACUGCCCUCGAUCCGGCACCGUUGCCCCAUUGGAAGCGUCGAAGAGGGGGUCAGUUCAAAACCUGGCUCGACAGAGUUCGUCAAGACAUGGAGGUGGUUCUUGGACUUUCGGUAUUCGGUCUGCGUCGUUGGCGAAAGGAAUGGGUUGAGCUGUCCAGAUCUGCUGCCGCGGAUAGUCACGCGUGGAGAGGUGCAGUUCGGGAUAUCGAGGCCGGCUAG